UUUACUCGUUCUCCUCCAAACAGGUUGAUAUAUAGUUCUCUGUCAAUCAUGUCCCUGAGCUUCUAAGCAUGCUUUAACCACAACUCCUUCGACAACUUUUUAUAUGUAUUUUAACAGGACAGGCCUCAGUAGAACGACCACUUGGUAGUAGGAAACUAGAAAAAUAUAAAGACCGGGGGGGCUGAAAUUUGGCAAAAGCCAAUAGCAAUAGCAUUGAAAAUAGCAUAUAUUGAGUUAUGUGAUGAUAAAGGGAAGAAAUGUUAUUUAUCAAACUGGGAUUUGAAAAAGAGCCCCAUUAUUUAUCAAAUUGGAAUUUGAAAAAAGUUCCAUCAACACAUGUAGGAAGUAUUCUAAGAAAUUUUGCUCUUCAUCUUCCAAAUCACAAUUUAGUAGAAUGUUCUCUUUGUGGAUAUCUUUGGAAUCUAAUGUCCUAUUUGCUAAAUGCUAUCUCAAGCAAUACGUACGGAGAUUAGCACACCAAAAUGCAGUAGCUUUUGACAGAUGACGUCGAUUUAGGGGCAAAGUUGAGGACCACUUUCCAUGAAAGCACUUCACGGGAAGCCCAUAUAAGACUAGAGAAAUUAACGUUUGGCCUUAUAACUGUUGUUCUUUAGCCGUUACAUUGAAAGGUCAUCAGUUUCUUAGUCCUGAAAACAAUGUUGAUUGCUUUAUCAUUUUCCUUUCCACCAGGAUUGCUGAUCAGUGGCGAAUAAGCAUAAACAUUUUGUGGAUGAAACACCGAUCAUUAGUUGUAACUGUUAAGAAUGAGAUCCUAAUGCUCUUCAUGCAAUCAGCUUGUUCUGGAAGUCCAUGUAACUUAGAAUGAACAGGUUCAAUUCUGAAAGACCAGAAGAUUGGAACAUCUACUCCAGCUCAGAUCCUAGUCCAUCUCAAACAGAAGUUAAUCAGGAAGGUCCAUGGAAAAACUUUGGGACAUCAAUGAAUGCCCUUUCUUUUGGUUUUGUUGCUACCGCUAUCUUAAUUUCAAUGUUUCUCAUAAUGGCCAUCUUCGAGCAUCUUUUCAAGCCAAGUGAGUCUUUUUCUUCACCUCAAGGUGGCAGCAGCAGGACCUUGCGAUCUACGCAAAUGCAGAAACUCCAAGAUCCCCAAAGGGUGUCAACAAUUUCGUAUUCCUCGGAUUUCUCCGUCUUAAUGCCAGGGCAGCAGUAUCCUACAUUCAUUGCCCAACCAGCUCCUCUUCCUUGUUCAAGGGAAGGGGUGUGCUGGCCUCCCCAUGAACAUAGAUAGCUAGUCUUUCCUCGUUGUAUCCACUGCUACAUGAUAAACCACCAAGUAAUCUUCGGUUUGGAUGCCUCAACUUCGUGGAUGAAUGUAUAAAACAUAUAUGGUUUUGGAUGCUUAGGUAAAGAAACUCCCCCACAAUGACGUUCUCGUUUGUUCUGUGUAAUAGACCUUCAAUCUUGCAUCUUA
Messenger RNA from Coffea eugenioides, 1431 nucleotides. RefSeq lists its product as uncharacterized. The record is from RefSeq and is a predicted model, not a curated record. NCBI's taxonomy places the organism in Eukaryota, Viridiplantae, Streptophyta, Magnoliopsida, Gentianales, Rubiaceae. The transcript has 2 exons. The coding region runs from base 823 to 1248 and encodes 141 amino acids.